AUGACAAUGGAUUAUURUAUUGUCAUCCAAGACCAAGGUCUAUACCAAUUUUCAGAAUAUUUCAUCGUCAAAAAGUGCCUCAAAUCGAGCGCGCAAGAUUUGAUUACAGACAAACAGACAAACAGACGUGAAAGCGACCUUAUGAAAAGGGCGAUUUUCACUCAAGAAGACAAAGACAGUACCACAGAAGUAGCAUUCAAAUACGCUGUAUACAGGAUAAAUAAAGAUAAAGCGAUCUUGCCGAACACAACGCUUGUAUACGAUAUUGAAUAUGUUUCUCCACACGAUAGCUUCAAAGCUUCUAAAAAAGUUUGUCGCCUGCUGGAGAGUGGCGUGCACGCAAUAUUUGGACCYUCCGAUAGCCACUUGGCCAGUCACAUAGUGUCCAUCUGCGAGGCCGUCAGCAUGCCUUUGCUGCUGACAAUCGCCGACCACGUGACAGACUUCAACAGACGGCACUUCGUCACGGACAUGUUUCCGGCACGUGGGCAUCUCGGAAAAGCGUUCAGGGACCUUAUCAAUUUCUUGAACUGGACRAAAAUCGCGAUCGUAUACGACGACGAAGAAGGUUUACUGCUGGUACAGAAUCUAAUGAAAAUGUCGAAAACUGACUUUUACGUUCGACAAGUGGAUCAGCACACGCAUAGGCAAGUGAUGAGAGAAAUUAAAGACAAACACAUUUUCAACAUUAUCGUGGACGUCCAUCCGCGCAACAUUAACGGRUUUUUCAGAUCCAUACUUCAACUGCAGAUGAAUGAUUUCCGAUAUCAUUUUCUCUUCACUACAUUCGACCUCGAGACGUUCGAUCUGGAAGACUUUAAAUAUAACUCAGUGAACAUAACGUCGUUCAGAAUAGUGGACGACGAAAACCACCGCGUAGUCAACGUCCUGCGCGAGAUGGAAAGAUUUCAGAGGGUUGGGCAAAACAUGUUGCACAAAAGUGGAAUCAUCAGGGCCGAACCUGCUUUGAUGUACGACGCGGUAAACGUGUUCGCUAACAGCAUCGGAUCGCUGGACGGGUCGUCCAAUUCAAUGCAAUCGUCGAACGUUUCGUGCAAGACGUCGGACCGUUGGGCGAACGGAACGUUUCUGUACGAUCGACUCAACGCGGUGAGCAUCGAAGGCCUGACCGGCAAAGUUCACUUUGACGAAGGGAGGAGAUCAGAUAUCAAGCUGGACUUGCUGAAACUACAUCAGGAGAAAGUGAAAAAAGUUGGUUUUUGGACACCGUCGACCGGCAUCAACAUCACGAAACAUUCCGUAUUUUACGGACACCAGAGCUCCAACGUGACACUGAUCGUGGUCACCAGAGUCGUAAGUUUACGUCAUUAA
Molecule: messenger RNA, 1332 nt
Organism: Diuraphis noxia (Russian wheat aphid)
Lineage: Eukaryota; Metazoa; Arthropoda; Insecta; Hemiptera; Aphididae
Product: glutamate receptor ionotropic, kainate 2-like
Biological process (GO): monoatomic ion transport
Cellular component (GO): membrane
Molecular function (GO): ligand-gated monoatomic ion channel activity; signaling receptor activity
Source: RefSeq, a predicted model, not a curated record